This is a messenger RNA of Perca flavescens (yellow perch), 2455 nucleotides long. RefSeq lists its product as uncharacterized. The record is from RefSeq and is a predicted model, not a curated record. Bases 836 to 1657 code for a protein of 273 amino acids. Lineage: Eukaryota; Metazoa; Chordata; Actinopteri; Perciformes; Percidae. The transcript is spliced from 7 exons.
AGCAACGGGGUCUAUUGGUCCAUUAUAUACUGUCUAUGGUGGUUGUGUGUCUUUUCGCUCUGUCAGGUAACGCGUAGGGUUUGAGUUUAACUAACCGAUGAAACUUUAAAUAAUACUAGAAGGCAACGCAGAUAAGUGACACCUUAUACAUAUAGUGCUAAGUCGAACCUGAAUGGCCAAAAGGAAAAGCAAAAAGACUUUGAGACUGGAAAAAGCUGACGACGCUAACAUUACUCCAAACAUGCUACACGUUGAUGAAGCUAGCAACUAACCUAUUGAGAUGCGGGAUGUGGAUGAAAAUAGUGGACAAGAAAAGGAUGGUGACUGGUUUGAGGCAAGUCCAGAUGCACAAGUUGAUUUCGAGGCCCUUGCAACUCCAUUGCCAGAUACUCCUUUAAAACAAUCCGUGUACCUUCCGUUCAUUCGUUUUUCGUAGUGAAACCUAAGAGAAAAAAACGAGAAACCACUUGUUUUUUCGUUUUCCGUUUUUAAAACAAAAAUGGAAAAAACGGAUAACGGGUUUCUCGUUUUUUUUAUUAUCCGAUUCUCCAUCUAAAUGAAAAAUAUAAAUUUUGGAUAACCUGACAAAAAUUCAAAUACAAAUAAGAAAUAGCCAAUUCCCUGAAAUGUCUGUGAUUGGUGAUGAUGAUGAUGAUGUAGCUCGCUACAGUUAUUUUCUCCCCAGAAACAAUCAAAUCUCGUUGUUGAUUGGGUCCUUAAAUUAUGUCGUCAACAUUUCGGAUAACGGUCAUUUGAGCUGUCAAGUCUGAUGUAAGAUACCUGAAGAAGAGGGCAGCAUCAAUUUCCCACUCUAGCUACUCCUCUAUUUGAUAAGAUGUCGGCGUUUGUCCUUUUCAACGGCAGCAAGAGGGUCACUCUAAGACCAGAAGACAUGAUGACUUUGAAAUUAAGCGUCAUUUUUCAGGUCAAAAACGAGAGUAUAUAUCUCACAGAUGAUGCCAAUGUAGCAAUAUUUCCAGAAGAAAAUGGGACCUUCUUUUGCUUGGACCUCCAAGAUCGGGGGCACUAUGAAGUGCAUGGAGACCGCACUCAACAGGACUCAACUCCUGCCGUAGACCCUCCUGCCCCAUCUGCCCGCUUUUCUUUCCAGCGCCCACAUGCUGCCAGUGCUGCCUCCUCGAGUCGGCCAGUGACCAAGGCGUUCCAAAGGAAUGUCUUCAUUGGUGAAAUUCUGGAGGGGAAGUUGGAGACCAGUAAAAUGGUGACGGCCCGCUUUGGCGAAUUUGAGGCAUGUGUGCCAUCCAUUCUGGCCAAGGUCAGGGAGGCCCUUGGAGAGCAAGAACCCAUGAUUCUGACGGACAGCCAAGGAAACGAGAUCCUUGAUACAGAGGGCACCAGGGGAUCAUCAUUCUGGAAACAAAACUCCAGGAAGGUGUUUGCCGUGCUGGAGAAUCAGUUGGGUCAUCUACAGGCCAACAAGAGGAAGAGGCUGAGUCGGCGCGACGAUACUGCCUCUGUGGUUGCCGAGAUAGAGGAGGUGGUUGAGGCAGCCCAGGAAUUGAAGGAGGUGACGAAGGUCAUCCAAGGAAUUGAGUGGGGCGUCUGCGCGGUCAACUAUCCUGGUGCUGGCCGAACCAGAGGUGACAACCAUAAGGGCGGCAUUUGGUUGUCUCAUCUGCAAUGGUCUUGCUGUUAGACCAGUGUUCGCCACAUGCUGCAGGAGCAUUAUAGGGUGCCAAAGGUGUGUUCAUGUGUGGACAAGAGAACAACCUUCAUGUCCAAAGUGUCGGGCAGAUGAUGUGGAGAGCUGCAGCCAUGAGGUAGCAGGGCUGACAGAGGCAUUGGCCCUAUUUGAAAAACUGUUUCAAUAAAUUCAUUCCUGUUCUUGUCAAAUUAGCUUUUUUUUUUGUCUAAUUUGCAUUAAAUGUAAUGUUUUCACAAAAGCAUUCUGCUUCUCUUUGAUUUGGUGAAAAAUUAAGUUUAAGAUAACAAUUGCAAUAUGGAGAGUAUGAUUAUAAAAUGUUAGGAAUAUGUAGUAUAAAAGAAGAUAUGUCAUAGUAUUGCAUUAAAACCAGCAGGGAUGCUGACAUUAAGCACACACGGGACAAAUAACAAGUGCUAUGUACUUAAUUGUGGCGAGACAUAAGGAAAUUGAAACCGAUCCGCUUAGGUUAAACAAAACAUGCAUUUAUUAAUUUCAUGCAAACCUAUUUGUUGCAUUGAUGAGGCACAACAGUGCGUCUUGAAAAAGACUGGGGUCAUUGUUGACCGCCCUGUCAAAGAGGACUGUUAUGUCUGGAUAAUCUUGCAAGAACACCUGCUCUGCCUGCUGUCGGUCUUCUUCUGAGGAGAAGGGGUCCGUCCCAAAGGCUGACACCCAAGUCAAGAGGCUCCUAACUCGUCCUCAUACAUUCUUGCAGCCUCUGCAGCACUGGGUAGGAGCUCCAUUGAAAUCCUUUGUGGACAACCACCAGCUGCAAGCAUGUUUGGUAUU